GGGAAUAUACUGGUGUGAACCCAGCUCAAAGUCUGACAUGUGUCCUUUCUGCUCUCCUCUCUUAGCUCUCCCUGUACAUGGAUAAGUUUGAGGAGUUUCAGAGCACUCUGGCUAAAAGCAACGAAGUCUUCACCACCUUCAGACAAGAGAUGGAGAAGAUGACCAAGAAGAUCAAGAAGCUGGAGAAGGAGACGACACAGUGGAGGACCAAAUGGGAGAGCAACAACCAGGCUCUGCUGCAGAUGGCUGAGGAGAAAACUCUGCGUGACGGACACUUCAAAGCGCUGCAGGGGAAGCUGGAGCUGCUGGAGCGGCUGUGCAGAGCGCUGCAGAAGGAGAGGAACGACCUGAACAACCAGCUGAGCCUCCUGCAGGAGACCCCGGACACCACGCAGACCACGGAGACCACACAGGCCCCAGAGACCACAGAGACCACGCUGACCCCCGAGACCACACAGGCCCCCGAGACCACGGAGACCACGCUGACCCCAGAGACCACGCUGACCCCAGAGACCACGGAGACCACGCUGACCCCCGAGACCACACAGACCACGGAGACCACACAGGCCCCCGAGACCACGGAGACCACGCUGACCCCCGAGACCACGCUGACCCCCGAGACCACACAGGCCCCCGAGACCACGGAGACCUCACAGGCCCCUGAAGCCCUGCCAAGGGAGCCCUUCGUCAGUGAGGAGGCUGACGAGGAAGAGGGGGGGUGGGGAGGGGAGGCACAGGGGCUGGAGACAGAGGGCAUCCACGAGGCUCCCAGAUCCCCUGAACUGGACCACACACCGGCUGCUACUCACACAACCACUGCUGCUGCUCCACCGUGCAGCCAGCCUGCACAGCCCCCCUACCCCCAGGACUGACCCGCCUUUAGGCCUGUGUGUAGGUGAGGGGUUGGGCCUGUAAAGCAAAUUCAUGGGGUUAGAUUUAUUUUUCUUUAUUUUAUUUGUAUUCUAGAUUCUCCUGGUUUCCCCAUAUAUAUUUAGUUGGCUAGUUAAAUGAUUGUAAAACAAAUGUUUUGUCAUAAGGGAAGAUGUAGGCUAACAUGGGGGAUGUGGGGAACUCAAACGUAUGAUACAGAAGAAGACAUAUGUUGUUGUUGUUGUUGGUGUGAUGCCUACUGAAGAAACAACUAAAGCAAUAUAAAGAGAUUUUUUUGAUGGAAGAAACUCAUUCAUUUCCAUAUGGUCAGCUCAGCAGGCUGUACAGAAAGGUGCCAUCAUGUGUCCUCUGGCAGGUCAAAUACAGUUGAUCAUGUGGAAGAUCAUGUUUGAUCCCCUACCAAGGCAAUACAUCUCAAAGCAGCUCUGUGCUGCAACAGGUCCUUCAGUACGUCUAUCUGAUAACCCUCUUACCUGCUCCAUCUCCAUUGAGUAUCACACUCUUUUAUUGUGGAUAGAAUGAUCCAGGAAUGUGGCCAUUUGUUCCUCUUCAUGAUAUCAUGCACCUCCAUUUGAAUGUGUGGUUUCCUAACCAUCACUUCAUACAGUGUCUCCUUUUGGAGUUGUAGAGUCAGUGAGAAUCAGGUUUUUGCUCCACCAUAAUCUUCCUUAAACGAGAACAAAGGCAUAAGUCACUGUGUGUAGUUUGCUCUGAGAUGUUGCCUUGCAGUCCCAUUGAUUAUUAUCUGACCCCCCCAUCCCUACUUCCCCCCAUUGUGUGGAUUUAAAAACCAAGGUGGUUUGUGUAAUUAGUGUAGGGGUGUAGGAUGGGGGAAGACUUUUCAGUCCAAUUGAAUCAUUUGCUCUUGCUUUGGCGUUGCCGCAGACUGACUCAGGUAAUGUCAGAAUCUACCUCUGCAGGUGAGGCUGAAAAGGAGGACGAGUCACCACAACUUUGGAGAGCUCUAUUUCUGUUGGGGGACAAAAAGAGAUUUGCCCACACCCCCUCUUUGAUUGUACAAUGUUCUUAAAAGUCCUGUCUUGAUUUUCAAUAAACAUUUUGUAGAAUUUG
Messenger RNA from Notothenia coriiceps (black rockcod), 1962 nucleotides. RefSeq names its product alpha-taxilin-like. Gene Ontology annotation, molecular function: syntaxin binding. Lineage: Eukaryota; Metazoa; Chordata; Actinopteri; Perciformes; Nototheniidae. The coding region runs from base 78 to 872 and encodes 264 amino acids. The transcript has 3 exons. The record is from RefSeq and is a predicted model, not a curated record. Gene Ontology annotation, biological process: regulation of cell cycle.